This is a messenger RNA of Schizophyllum commune H4-8, 639 nucleotides long. RefSeq lists its product as uncharacterized. Lineage: Eukaryota; Fungi; Basidiomycota; Agaricomycetes; Agaricales; Schizophyllaceae. Bases 203 to 547 code for a protein of 114 amino acids. The record is from RefSeq and is a predicted model, not a curated record. The transcript is spliced from 3 exons.
GUACAACCCCCUUCCUGCGCUCAUCAUCUACUACUCCUAUUGACAUCGACUAGAACAAGGCGAUGAGCGACCCAAUCGACAAAAAUUGAACAAGGUCGACCGUCUCUGGUUUCCCGACGGCAACUUGAUCAUCCUCAUCGGCGAUCGCGCCUGCCGCGUCUACCAAGGCUACCUCGCAUCGCAGUCUGAACACUUCUCUAACAUGUUCCGUGUCCCCCAACCCGAGGAGGGAUCUGAUCUGUUAAGCGGUGUCCCCGUCGUAGCUCUAUCCGACCCUCCCGACGAGGUUGCACAUUGGCUGAAGGCGACGUUCGUGCCAGGGUCUUUCCCUACUUGUCUUGACGUGGUCGACUGGGAGCAGCUCCUAGCCGUACUGCGCCUGUCGCACAAAUAUCAUGUCCCAUAUUUCCGCCGGCGCGCGCUCGAGCACCUUGCCAAGUACUUCCCUAUCGAUUUUGAUCAGGUGCAGGAGAAUAUCGUAGAUAUUGUCGAGCUGCCGAGGCUCGGCGUCACAUGUACGGCAAUCGCCGAGUCACGGUUAUCGUAACGCGCCCGAUCUUUUUGUACUUCUUUACCGUUUGCACUCGCGUACGCCCGACGUGUAAACGCGGCCAAUUAUAUUGUCCUCGCACCUCCCCG